Molecule: messenger RNA, 612 nt
Organism: Camelus dromedarius (Arabian camel)
Lineage: Eukaryota; Metazoa; Chordata; Mammalia; Artiodactyla; Camelidae
Gene: S100A2
Product: S100 calcium binding protein A2
Exons: 4
Coding region: 223-516 (97 amino acids)
Biological process (GO): endothelial cell migration
Molecular function (GO): calcium-dependent protein binding; transition metal ion binding; calcium ion binding
Source: RefSeq, a predicted model, not a curated record
GGGCAGGUUUGGUUUCCUUGAAUUCCGUGUUGGGGGCCUGUGGGUGGCAUAUAAAUCCUCACUUUGGGCACCUGGCCCUUGCUUUCCGUCCUGAGUCUCUCUCUACCAUCAGGUCUGCAUUGCUGGAAGAGUCCUGGGGCCUCUGUGAGUCUCUGCACUUGAGGGGAACCUCCUGUGAAGUGUCAGACUGAGACUUUCCAGGCUCCUCGCCCCAGAUCCAAGAUGUCCAGUCCUCUGGAGCAGGCGCUGGCUGUGAUGGUCACCACCUUCCACAAGUACUCUGGCCAAGAGGGAGACAAGUUCAAGCUGAGUAAAGGGGAGAUGAAGGAACUUCUACACAAGGAGCUGCCCAGCUUUGUGGGGGAGAAGGUGGACGAGGAGGGCCUGAAGAAGCUGAUGGGUGAUCUGGAUGAGAACAGCGACCAGGAGGUGGACUUCCAGGAGUACGCUGUUUUCCUGGCCCUCAUCACUAUCAUGUGCAAUGACUUCUUCCAGGGCGCCCCAGGGCGGUCCUGAUGCAGCACGCUCGCCUCCCUCCCGCGGGCCUCGGGGGCCCAGGAGGACUCUCUGUAGUUAGUUUUAUACUCAAUAAACUUUUUCACUUGUUGAAAA